Triticum aestivum (bread wheat) is the source of this 1653-nucleotide messenger RNA. RefSeq lists its product as uncharacterized. The record is from RefSeq and is a predicted model, not a curated record. Bases 151 to 1314 code for a protein of 387 amino acids. The transcript is spliced from 2 exons. NCBI's taxonomy places the organism in Eukaryota, Viridiplantae, Streptophyta, Magnoliopsida, Poales, Poaceae. Gene Ontology annotation, molecular function: protein binding.
UCCUUCAAGGCAGCUCGACCAAACCCUCGACGCGGCCGCACCCAAACCCAAACCCAAACCGCCAAACCCUCUUCCCCAUGUAGUACUGGUUCCACCCUUCCCCACCAAAACCCUAGACACCGCCGCACCAAGCCGCCGCCGCCGGCGCUGAUGGACGAGCUCGUAGAGCAUCCGCUACUCCGCCUCUCGCCGGAGCUCGUCGACGAGGUACUUGUCCGCCUUCCGCCGGAGGAGCCCGCCUGUUUCGUCCGUGCCUCCGCCGUCUGCAAGCCCUGGCGCCUCAUCCUCGCCGAUCCAGGCUUUCGCCGCCGCUACCGCGAGUUCCACGGAACACCUCCCGUCCUGGGUUUCUUCCAGAAGGACGUUAGCUUCUUCCCCACAUCCGCCCUCCCCCCUGCCCAGCCUAACGAUCCUCGCUGGGUUCCCCUGGACUGCCGCCACGGCCGCGCCCUCUUCGCCUUCGCCCCCGCCAUCUUCGCCUUCGACCCCGCCUACCGGAACGUCGUGGAAGGGCAGACCGUUGGACUAAUCAUCUGGGACCCUCUGACGGGCCACGGGCGCCGCUUGCCCUCACCGCCGGGCGACAGUGAGCUCCAGUUCACGUUCAGUGCGGCGGUGUUCUGCGCCGCACAAGGCUGCGACCACCACGGUUGCCAAGGAGGGCAUUACCGUGUGAUCAUCGUGACCACGAAUAAGCGGCAAAACGUCACAUCGGGCCGGAUGUACUCGUCGGAGACUCGAGUGUGGGGCAAGCUCACCUCUAUUCAUCACCCCAGUGUGGAGUAUACCUAUACCUAUAACUUGGCCGCGCCUAGCGUCAUUGUGGGCGAUGCACUCUACUUCAACAUUGGUAGCAUCUUGAAGUGCCAACUUGGUACACUCCGCUUGUCAAUGUUCGAGAAGCCGAUCGAUGGCAAUGGGCGUCUCAUGACGGCGGAAGAUGGCAAGCUGGGAUUUGUUGCUGUGGUUGAUGUCACAGAUCUAACCCUAUGGUCAAUGCAGACUGGACCGGAGGGAGCCACGGGAUGGGUAAAACUCAGGGCAAUCGAUCUUAACAGGCUACUCCCUAAUGGCGCCCUGCCGGUCCCAACAUGUGAAUUUGGGAUUAGGAGGUGGGUGCGUGGAAUGCUUGUCAGUGGCGUCGCAGAGGGCACCCAAGUCAUUUUUGUGAAAACACAAGUUGGUUCCUAUAUGGUUGAUCUCAAGGCAGGGCGAGCCAGGAAGGUGUCUCGCCUUGGCAGAAAAAUCUUUCCCUACAUGAGCUUCUACAUCCCAGCAAUGGAAGCAGCCUGUAGUACUGUCCAGGGGCAGUGAGCUGGGGCUUCAACUGUUUGCCAAGCUCUAGUUGCUGGAGCAAGCACUUCUGGAUCAAGAGAAGGCGGUUGCAGUGAUGUGGCCCAAGUGCAGCUAGCUCUGGACCUCUUGGAACUUUGUUUAGGAAGUUGCUAUUCUGUAGACUGCAGUAAUUAUCUAGGCUGGGUUAAGGACCAUUACUUAGCAUGUGGUGUGGAACUUAAUUUAGGAAGUUGCUUACAAUACUUUUCAGUCGCUCUGUCAUCUUGAGAAUGAUGGCACGAGCAUGUCAAGGAGCUCAACAAGCUGCAUACAGUACUUCUCAAGACUUGUAGGCUGAAUUAAUCCACAAUACAUAUG